This is a messenger RNA of Rhea pennata, 4932 nucleotides long. RefSeq names its product pyruvate dehydrogenase complex component X (gene PDHX). Gene Ontology annotation, biological process: pyruvate decarboxylation to acetyl-CoA. Gene Ontology annotation, molecular function: acyltransferase activity. The record is from RefSeq and is a predicted model, not a curated record. The transcript has 11 exons. The coding region runs from base 155 to 1501 and encodes 448 amino acids. Gene Ontology annotation, cellular component: pyruvate dehydrogenase complex; mitochondrion. NCBI's taxonomy places the organism in Eukaryota, Metazoa, Chordata, Aves, Rheiformes, Rheidae.
CGGCGGCGGCGGCAGGGCGGUAGCGCGGCUGCUGCUGGGCGGGCGGGCGGCGGCGGCGGCCCUGGGCGCUGGCGCCUCUCGCCCAGCUCGGGGAGGCUGGAGGCUGCUGCACGGCACCGACGAGCUGCGGGGUACACCUGCUAUUAAAGUUUUCAUGCCUGCACUUUCUCCUACAAUGGAAGAAGGAAACAUUGUGAAAUGGUUGAAAAAGGAAGGUGAAACGGUGAAUGUUGGAGAUGCUUUGUGUGAAAUUGAAACGGACAAAGCAGUGGUUACCAUGGAAUCAAGUGAUGAUGGAAUUUUGGCUAAAAUACUGGUGGAAGAAGGAAGUAAAAAUGUACGCCUGGGUUCACUAAUCGGUCUGCUAGUGGAAGAAGGACAGGACUGGAAGACGGUUGAAAUACCGGCUGAUGCUGGUGAUCCAUCUUCUCUGGCUCCACCAGCAGCUGUGCUUACCUCAGCUCCAGCAGGUCCCUCAGUUUCAGCUCCUCCUAAGCUGGAACAUCACCCUGGAAAACUGCAGAUUCGCUUAAGUCCUGCAGCUCGCAACAUUCUGGAGACGCACGGACUAGAUCCAAGCAAUAUCACACCUUCUGGGCCCCGAGGAAUCUUCACUAAAGAGGAUGCUCUCAAACUUCUACAAGAGAAGCAGAAGGGCAAACCCAGUGAACUGAAACCUGUGGUUUCUCCAGCUCCUCCCCAGCCUACUGCAGUGCCUUCUGCUCCGCCAGCAGCAACUGUGACUUCUGCUUAUCCAAGGCCAGCAAUUCCGCCAGUUUCCACACCAGGACAACCUGCUGCACUGGGCACAUUCACAGAAAUCCCAGCUAGCAAUGUCCGAAGAGUUAUUGCUAAGAGAUUAACAGAGUCUAAAACUACUAUACCUCAUGCAUAUGCUACUGCUGAUUGUGACAUUGAUGCUAUUUUGAAAUUAAGGAAAGAAUUUGCUAAAGAUGACAUUAAAGUAUCUGUAAAUGACUUUAUUAUCAAAGCAACUGCAGUUACUUUGAAGCAACUGCCAGAUGUGAAUGCUACCUGGGAUGGAGAGGGCCCCAGGCAGCUGCACUCCGUUGACAUUUCUAUUGCUGUGGCAACAGACCGAGGUCUCAUUACACCAAUCAUAAAAGAUGUUGCUGCCAAGGGAAUACAGGAAAUUGCUGCCUCUGCAAAGGCUCUAGCAAAGAAAGCAAGAGAUGGGAAACUGUUACCGGAGGAAUAUCAGGGAGGAUCAUUUAGUAUCUCCAAUCUGGGCAUGUUUGGCGUCAGUGACUUCAUUGCAGUCAUAAACCCACCACAAGCCUGCAUCCUAGCUGUGGGCCGAGCAAGACCGGAGCUCAAGAUUGUGGAAGAUGAAGAAGGAAAUGAGAAACUUCAGCAGCAUCAACUCAUGACAGUGACUCUGUCAAGUGAUGGUCGAGUGGUAGAUGAUGAACUGGCUUCAAAGUUUCUGGAGACCUUAAAAGCCAAUAUAGAGAAUCCGAUAAGACUUGCUUUGUAUUAAACUCAGUGAAGACUGCUUCCUGUUUUGACAAUGUUUAGAAUUCUGUUACAGGACAAACAACCCCAAGUACAUGAAGAGGGAAAUAAGUAAUGUCAGAUAGUUUAAACACUUAAUUUAUUUGAAAUAACCUGAAAAACUCUUAAUUUUCAUCUUUUCAGUCAUUUCCAGUUCUUGGGUUUUUAUACUGUGAAACUAAAAGACUUUUAAAUAUAAGACUAACAUAUCAUAGUUCUUUAAAUGUAUAGUACUCAUGGUACAUAAUGUUUGAAUAGAAUAGUCAAUCUCUUCUGUAAGAGAAAGUAUAAGAACACUUUAUGAAAUGUAAAAGGGAAUGAGAUGCCUUAUUUAAGCAGAGCUUUUACAGUGAGGAAUGCAAGUAUCAUAACGGAGUAAAAUCCUGCUAUGAGUGGUAGUGAAUAUCAAGAUCACUUAGUAGCUAAACUAUACUGCUAGAGCAGGAAGUUUUUUGUUUUACAAAAGACUUUUCUGGCAUGUUGUGCCAUCUGAAUUAGAUUGAAAUAAUACUAAGACUUUGACAGACACUUCAAAGGUUCCUACAUAAGAAAGAAGUUAGAAACCAAAAUAAGUUUGAUCUGGUUUUGUUUACAUCACAGACUUGCCUGUUCAAUGUUUAGGCUUUUCUGUGAGCUGCAGUGAGGAGAAAAAGUUUGUUGUGGAGAUAAACGGGGGAAAGAAAUGGCAGGAAAUUCUGACAAAGACGAAAUUAGAUCCUAGAUGAAGAUGCUGUGUCUCAAAAUAUUGAGAAGUAUCUGACAAUCCACAGUUACGUUCAUAAAAUUAGAUCUCAUUAAAGUUUAAACUGCAGACACAUCUUUUUUUUUCACCAGUGUUUUAAGAUUACCACUUAAUUUAAGGCAUGUAGAGGGUAGAGAGGAGAAUAAACUUAUCUGAAUAAAUUAGUUCUCCAUAGAGGAUGAAAUAUCAGCCUUACUGAUACCAGUGUUUGACAGAACCAAAAUUUAGUGAAAACUAGAUUUACUGUGUAACACCUAAUAGUAGAGAUAUUCUAAUUAAUUAAAAAUAAGUAAUUGUCUCCAAAUCUAGAAGUUGCCCCAACUCAGAUCUCUCUCUCAGUGCCACAAAACAUAUUUGUUUUUUUCAGGUGCUCUGAGGUAUAUUUUGCAUAACUUAAAACUGAAGUUAAUUUUGCAGACAGUACUGGCUUUGAUCUCUUAAUCUCACAGAGGUUCUGAUAUGAAAGGUCAGAUUUUGCACACUGAAUAUUUGCUGAAUAAAGCUGUUCUUUGAAUGGAUAAAAUAAAAAUGUAAGUACAAAAUGUUUCAUCAUCAGUUGCAUGUUGAAUUGUAACUCUGUUGGAGGCUUAUGUGCAGCAGCCUGAAAUUCAGAUGAACAGAAUGGCUAUUUUUUUCCUGUAUAUAAAUGUGGGACUCUGCAUUGUCUGCAUGUGUAAUGAAAUAACUGCAUUUAUAGGACCUAGUGAGAAUAGAAAUUGCCAGUAGAAUUCUGGGAGUUUGUGUUACUCUGUUUUAUGUUGCUAUUAUUAUUUUAAGAUUCAGAGAACUUUAUUUGUUUAUGGCUGCUACUGUAAUUAAAGUGCUAAUUGCAAGACUAAAUCUACAGUUAAUGCUGAGUUGAGAGUUUUCACUGAACUAGUUUUUUCUUUGGCUUGUUCUGUAAGUUCAUAAAACAUUGAUCUAACAGUAGGGAGAGAAGAAACUUUUGAUUGUGGAAUUUGUUUUACUGUGCAAUUACUGACAUAGCUUUCUGUAUUUACAGAAGUCUUUCACAGAUAACUUUUAUUCGAAGUUUGUUGUGUAAGAUUAAUUUACAGUUUUAGGUGGUCAACCAUGAAUUUUUCCAAAGUUGUCAAGCAAGUCUGGAUUACUCUGAAAGGGAAAAUAUACAUAUAUAUGUGUGUAUAUAUACACACACUCACACAUGUGUUGUGUAUGUGUUGUCCUUAAUAAUAUAAUACCACAAGCUCUUAUUUGUAUUUAGAGUCAGAUCUUCUCUGCUGGUCAAAAUUCCCAGUGUAAUUUAAAAUCCAGUAUACUGUUCUUCAUUUUCUGUUCUUGGUGCUCUCUAAUGUUGCUGUGUGCUCUCCAGCAUUCUGCUGUUUAGUUGGCCACAGUAAAGGGCUGCAUGAAUGUUUUUAUAUGCAAAUUUAUAUAAAAUAACAUCAAAUAUAUAGUGCAAGUCAGUAUAUUUCACAGAUUUCUUUGGGAGCCACUGGAAGGUGCUAUUGUAUACAAGUACAGCAUAUUUAUCAUGGUGUCUCAUUCAUGUGGGUAUUAAUACAUCCAUUCUAUAUUCCCUACUCUGUGCAAAUAGAUGAAGGUCAUGCAACUUUUCUCCAGAUUAAAUAAACAUAUAAAUUUUUAAAUUCAAUUUCUUCAUACCUGCCUGCUUGCAAACAGGUUGUCACUUGAUAGAAAGAUAGUUAGACAUUUCUGAUGUGUCAGCCUUUAAAGGACCUCUCUGAAAUUCAGAAACAUUGUGAUAUCAGUCAACUCCCAAAGAAAUACCUCUCCUUAAUGCAGAAUAAUUGUACCAUUCAGCAUAAUAUACUACUUCAGCAACAACGAGACAAGAAAUAAUUGCUCAUACAGAUUAAAAUAAUAAAAAAAAUGUAUUCCUGGAGACCUUUGGGAUUUUGAGACAGGGCAAUGGAUAAAAUGGUUCAGAAGGCAAACCUUAAAAAAAAUGGUUACAUUUGUAGCAAAUUUGCGUGAAAGUAAAAAUUUCACAGAUGAAAAAUAUAACUUUUCAUGUUUUAUUCCUUAAAAUGUCUACUGUCAGCAUCUUUUUGACAUACCUAAGAAAGAGGUUCAUGAAAGCAUCUAAUUUCUUGAAGAAUUAAAAAACUGAAAAUAAAAAUUUGAAGAGUGUGCUGGUAAUAUCUGUGUUUAGGAUUUGUUUGGGAAAAACUGCUUUCUUCAUAUAAAUUUUCCAUUGAAAGAGGAAAAAAAAAAAGAAAAAAAUAAAGAGUAGCUAUUUGUUUCAGAUAAACGUUGUGAUUGCUGGCAAGUCAUGAACUUUGUGUCACACUGAAAUCCUGAAUUAUGCUAUCAGAAUCUGUGACUUUAUUAGAACUUUUUUCUUGCAGUAUAUUCCUUCUGAAAUAAAACUUCUGGAAUUAAUCUUCUUACCUGUAAUCCCUGAAACAACCCCACUCCUAUGAAGUGAAUGGACAGUGCUAUUUGCACCUGCUGCUUUGUCCAUAUGUUCAUCUAAGUGCAUACAAAUAGAAUGGACGCGUUUUUGUUUCAACUAAUGGUUAAUCCAGCUGGAUGCAACAGAAUUCGGAAAUUGAACAGGAAUGCAAAAAUGUGACAAAUAACGAUAAUCUAAGAAACAAAAUCUGAACACAUGAUUUUAUGUACAGUGAUAUUGUUAUAGGAAGUUGCAAUGUUUGGUUGCAUUAAAGUAUAUGUGAUUACAGAGUUAA